Rotaria sordida is the source of this 717-nucleotide messenger RNA. The record is from the annotation of a GenBank genome assembly. Lineage: Eukaryota; Metazoa; Rotifera; Eurotatoria; Philodinida; Philodinidae.
AUGAUUUUUGCUCCAAUAGGCAUCUUGAUUGCACGCUAUGGACGAUUAUUACGUAUUGGUGUCCGACAAAAAUUAUUCGGUGAUACUAUAUGGUUUCAAGUACAUCGUCUAGCACUCUCAUUAGCUGCAUUGGUGACACUCCUUGGCUUCUUUCUUAUUCUAGUUCAAGCUCAAAGCACCUGGGUUGAUGUCAAUUCCGAUGGACAACUUCUUUACGCUCAUUCGAUAUUGGGUGUUCUCAUUGUCUGUUUUGCUAUGACUCAAGUCUGGAUGGCACUAUUUCGUUGUCAUCCAGAUGGUAAAUUUCGUUUUAUUUAUAAUUGGGCUCAUCGAACAACUGGUGUGCUAGCUUUUGUUCUCUCUGUUCCCACCAUUUUUAUUGUUACCUAUUGGCUACCUGCCUAUCACAAUGGUUUUGUUGCAAUUCUAUCACUUUGGACAGCAUGGGUGGUUAUUGUUGUAGUCGCAUUCGAAUUUCUCGAACAUCGGGGUAAAGCAUCACGAAAAUUGUCAAAGAAUCAUUAUGAAAUACGCCAAACCGCUUAUGAACUAUCUGAAAUUGAUCAUCAUCAACAGAGUGAAGCUGCAGUGGUUGAGAACGAAGAAUUGGAGAGUAACGUUGUAAACAAAGCAAAAUUGAUAUUAUUGAGUAUACAUGUAAUCGUCUCAAUUGCACUUGCUAUUCCUCUAAUUGUCCUUAUUUGGCAACAGAAUUGA